Messenger RNA from Colletotrichum navitas, 1062 nucleotides. Its product is annotated as acetyltransferase. Bases 222 to 968 code for a protein of 248 amino acids. The record is from RefSeq and is a predicted model, not a curated record. The transcript has a single exon. Lineage: Eukaryota; Fungi; Ascomycota; Sordariomycetes; Glomerellales; Glomerellaceae. Gene Ontology annotation, molecular function: acyltransferase activity, transferring groups other than amino-acyl groups.
GAUCUUUCACACAGAAUAGUGUUAGCCUGGUUAUCCUACAUCCCCACUCGUUUAUCAGACGACACUUGUUCAGAUCGGCUACUAAAGUUAAGGACCGCAUCUCAUAUUACCGUUUAGCUGUCCUAGAUCGAAUAUCUAGACACUCGGCGGACACAAAUCAAUCGAAGAGGUCACUGGUUUACCCCCACCUUGAACUAGUUGACAGUUUCCCCUCAUCAACCAUGGCAACCAUCUCCGACGUGCAGAUCGAAGUCAUCUCGCAGCCCGAAGACUUCACUCAAGUCGCCGAGGUCGUCAGUAAUGCCUUCGGCCACCAGGUCCACGAUGGCGUCUUCAUAUCCAUGAACCCCGGCUGGGACACCCCCGAAGGCCAGGCCAAGCAAGCCUCGUCCAUGGCUAAGCGGUACGGCUCCGUAACCAAGAACAACAAGGGCGAGCCGAACACCAUCUUCCUCAAGGCCACCCUCCUGGACCCCGAUCAGUCCGGCCAGCGUGUAAUCGCAGGCAUGGCUAUCUGGGUGCAGUUGUCUGCCGUUGAUGGCCACGGCGACCCGCUCCCGAAGGACCUGAUCAAGGAGCUCAACCUCGAGGCCGUCUUCCCUGGUGAUGAAGCCGAGCAGCGCUAUGCCGCGGCGUGCAUGGGGUCUCUGCACAAACGUCGGGAGGAGGUCGUCCGCGAGAAGGCGACCUCGGACAAGCCGGCGGCUUUCGUGCUGGAAAUGUGUGCCGUGGAUCCCAAGUUCCAGGGAAAGGGGAUCGCCAAGAAGCUGGUGCAGUGGGGUCUCGAGGAGGCCAGGCGACGUGGGGAGCUGGAACUGCUACUCGAGGCGUCAACCAUGGGCAGACAUGUGUACUCGAAGCUGGGAUUCAAGCAGGACGGCCCAGAAAUCGAGUAUGAGGUCGAUGAACAAUUUGCGCACCGCGACAGGCCGUCGAAUAUCUUCAUGCGUACGGGCGAGGUGCAGUAAGAUCAUCUGCUUGCAAUCAUAGACGUCUCUCAAUGUGUCGAACUAUAGAGCAGCAUAGCGAACAUCAAUUAGCAUAGAUGCGCAAAGCAAGGGU